AUGCUGAGGAGUGAUGUGAAGAGAAGGGCGCCAAACAAUUCUUUGGCUAUAAUUCUGAUGAUUUCUAACGAGAAUAUUGUCAACACAGUUAUGAUUAGCAAUGAAUUUCCAAUAUAUAAGCUCUUCAUUAAGUCUGAGUCCAAUUCGUCGAAAUCCAGAAUUGUUUGCAUUGUAGCGGCGAUAGGUUCGACCCAAUCGGCCGAUCAAUGCUUGAACUUUCCGUCGGGAAUCCAGCGUAUGGUCAGAGGUAUUGAUGUGACAAAACUGGAUUUGUCUCCACAAGACUUGGCUCAGUCUAAUGGCUUUCAGAGAGCACUCGUAUCGUUGACUUGCACUCAGGGCAAGAAAUGGCAGCACCCCUUCGACCCGACCCUUGUCUUUGACAUUCCCGAUCAGGUCGACACCAUUAACACCCUUCCCGGAGGUGUUCUCAACACAAAGGCAACGCUGAUUGAAACCACUGAAGACUUUAAAAAGUCAAAGGGAUUUGAUUUGGGUCUCGAUGUAAAUACUGUGGCUUAUGGUGCAUACGGUGUGAGCGGUUCCUUUAAACAGGCACAGGAAGACCUGGUUAACUCUACCAAAUCAAUAGUUGAGGUGUCUGCAUUUGUUUCGGCCAUUCGUGUCGAUAUGAGCCCAUACUAUGAGAUCACACCAAACCAAGAGUUUCAAGACUUUGUC
This is a messenger RNA of Oppiella nova, 681 nucleotides long. NCBI's taxonomy places the organism in Eukaryota, Metazoa, Arthropoda, Arachnida, Sarcoptiformes, Oppiidae. The record is from the annotation of a GenBank genome assembly.